Molecule: messenger RNA, 1197 nt
Organism: Pseudozyma flocculosa PF-1
Lineage: Eukaryota; Fungi; Basidiomycota; Ustilaginomycetes; Ustilaginales; Ustilaginaceae
Exons: 6
Coding region: 1-1197 (398 amino acids)
Biological process (GO): tRNA wobble position uridine thiolation
Cellular component (GO): mitochondrion
Molecular function (GO): sulfurtransferase activity
Source: RefSeq, a predicted model, not a curated record
AUGUCCGGUGGCGUCGACUCGUCGGUGACCGCCCUGCUCAUGGCACAGCAAGACUACGACCUCCGGGCCGUCUUUAUGCGGAACUGGUCCACGAUGGACGAGUUCGGCAGCUUCGUAGCGGGCAGCGGAGGCGCAGCGGGAUGCGAAUGGCAGCAAGACUGGAACGACGUGCAGAAGGUCUGCCGACACCUCGGAGGGAUACCGGUCGAGAUGAUCGACCUCUCGCGAGAGUACUGGAUCCAUGUCUUCGAGCCGGCGCUCGGCGACUGGGGGAGCGGCACCACGCCAAACCCGGACGUUGACUGCAACCGUGAGAUCAAGUUUGGCGCAUUGAUGGACCGGGUCAUUGGGCCGUCUUCUUCCAGCCAACUUUCUGCGCCUCAAAAGACCUGGCUAGCGACGGGCCAUUACGCUCAGGUGGCGUGGUCGCCUCCCGAGGCGGACGCCGAUCACAGCACUCGGCCGAUGCUGCUACGGGCAAAGGAUCGGACCAAGGACCAGUCCUACUACCUCUCAUCUGUGCGUGAGGACCGACUCGCGCACGCCCACUUCCCUCUGGCCCCCUACCUCAAGUCCGAGGUGCGGCAGCUGGCCAUCAGGCACGAGCUACCGACCGCAGCGAGAAAGGAGAGCAUGGGGAUCUGUUUCGUUGGAAACAGGAGCAGAGGUGGCGCCGGCUUCAGCACCUUUCUCAACGACUACAUCACCUCUUCCCCGGGCGACAUUGUGGACGGGGAUGGCAACAAGGUCGGACGGCACGGCGGCCUCCACACCUUUACGCUCGGGCAAGGCGCGAGGAUCUCGGGCGCGCUGCAAAAGUACUUUGUGGCGAAGAAGGACACGGCGAAGAACCAGAUUGUCGUUGUCCAGGGCAAGGACAAUCCGAUGCUGCUCUGCCACUCGCUCAACGUUCCAAGCAUGCACUGGAUCUGGGACGAGCCCCCAGAAGAGGUGGACAGACCAGAGGGAGCCAAGUUGCUCGCCCAGGUGCGCCACCGGCAGAUCGAAGUCGAGUGCACGGUCAAGCGAGCCCCCGGAAGCCAAGGCUAUGCGGUGACUUUCAGGGAUCCGGUCUUGGCGGUGGCACCAGGCCAGACGCUGGGUCUUUGGAAGGAUGACUGGUGUCUGGGCAGCGGCACGAUCGGAGACGUCAAGACGGUGUACGAGGUCGAACAAGCGCAAGCCAAGGAUGCCUAG